Molecule: messenger RNA, 2609 nt
Organism: Chelmon rostratus (copperband butterflyfish)
Lineage: Eukaryota; Metazoa; Chordata; Actinopteri; Chaetodontiformes; Chaetodontidae
Exons: 5
Coding region: 200-856 (218 amino acids)
Molecular function (GO): zinc ion binding
Source: RefSeq, a predicted model, not a curated record
GCGAUCAGCUGACUGUGUGAAGUAGUAGAAAGUGCAGUUUUACACUAUUGAACUCCUGUUCUGACACGCUGAUUUUGAACUAAAUGUUCAUGUAAGAGCGAGAGAAAGCAGAGGAGCGUUAACAGGAAGUGGUGGAAAUCUGGAACUACUCAGAAGUGAGUGGAAGAAGUCGUCUCUCAGCAACAACAAAGAGUGAAAUAUGGGCAGUGAGUACCAACCACUGUCUUCAGCAGAGUCAUGCAGAAGUUUAUUCAUUGAGACGUCAGAGUGCUUUAUAUGCAGGGAUGUUGAACUUAAAGCCAGUGACCCACUGAGGAAUUUCUGUGACUGCAAGAAUUUACUUGCCCAUCACGUGUGUCUGUCCACAUGGAUCCAGACGGGAUGUGGCAGUGAAGACAGGCUGCGAUGCAUUGUCUGCAAAGCCAAGUAUCAGCUCCAGCGGACUUCUCCGUGGCGGUCUCUGAGCAUCCGGUGGCAGACGUGGCUCGUGCUGACCGUUGUGGUUUUUUUCAUGGCGCUGGUGCCGUAUGUUGUCCACUGCAUGAUGACUGCCUUCACCGACCCUCCCCCUCACAGCACCUUUAAACUGGCAGCAGCCUGCUUUGGGCUGCUGACAGAGAUCCUGCUGAUCAAGUGUCUGUCCAGCUACCUCAGCAGUCGCUACCGGCAGGCCGAGCAGAGCGCCUUCACGGUCCGGCCCAGAGGCUCCGAAGAGGACGGAAGGAGCGCGAGCCGCCGGGAUCACUCCGAGGCCGCUUCAGCAGCGGCAGGUUGCGCUCCGUCAGCAGCCUCGCCCGGUCGAGUGGACCAAAGGAAAGCAGAUGCGUUGAAGAGUGGAUGUCUCUGCCUUUUCUGAACCACUAACAGAAAGGAGUUUACAGAAUUCGGGGUGAGAGUGAAUCCUUUGGGCAUUAGAUGUUUCUCGCAGCCAUUCGAGAUAUCACAUCAGUUUAUCAGGGUGGCAUUUGUGAGAUCUUGCACUUUAAAACCUAUUUUCAAGGUGUCAAAUAUUCCUGUCCUCCUCUGUGUCAAACCCAAACGCUCUCGCUGUAUCCACUGGAUAUAUUCUCACAUAUUGCAAAUUGAUCCUAAGGGAGAUAAUGCACGGAGCUCGCAUGAGCGUGUUCAGGCUCAGAGAGAAAAAAGAGCCUGAAAUCACUCUCUUUCCAUAAUGAUGUCCACACAGAGACAAUGGGGCGCCGCUCUGAUUAGUGUCACCUGUCCUUGUGCAUCUCAUCAGCUCCAUUAUGGCUCCGUCUCCCAUGCUUCUUCUGCUAAUUGAAUAGCCUGUGAAGUGGUGACGAUGACGGGGGCGAGAGCGACGUCCGUCCCGUUGCUGCUUCAGCAACGAGAGUAAAGCUUCCCGGCGAGACGCCGCUGUUGCUCUUAAAACACGAACCGUUAUCGUACAGAUAGAAGAGGGGCUAACAAGUAGCCCUCGUGUUACAUCGCCAUCAUGUCGUCUGCGGAUUAUGUUCUUACAUGAAUCAUGUCUGCCGUGUGUUUUAAAGGGGGUGAUUUCUUCAGUGUAGUCGACCAGCGUCCACACUGGACCCAGAAGACAUUCACUGAAGGUUUUCAGGUGGACAGUCCUACAGAGCUGCACAUGACGGCGUGGUUAAAGCAGAAUUUCACCAUUUGCGAGUUGGCUGAUUAUUAUUCUUCCUCCUCCCAGCUAAUCCCAUGAGAAGCUGCUGUUUUGAGGGCACGGCUCUGCUGUUGACCCUGUGCUCACCUGCCGUUUGUUUGAGUUUGCGGUCGUUGUUUUGUGUGGAUUAACGGGAGCGACCCGACACAGAAUCACAAUGAACUCAGCGCGGCAGUGAAUUAGUCUGUGCCUUAUGGCGUUCCUGCUGCCUGGAAACUCUUCUUGGACCAGUUAGCACGACUUCCUGGUCUACACACGGGAACACCUGUUUUCUGUUCGCUCCUACGCCGGCGAUGUUUCCUGAGUUUACCGGAGGGACCGUGGUGAAUUAAGAUCCGUAAGACAAGUCAAAGAGAGGAAAGAAACGGUGCUCCAGAGGAGGUGCGAGACACACGGCUGCUGAUUCCCUUCACCUGCCAUCACGCUAUCCUGCGUUCGCAGCGUUUGCAGCAAACAGGGUGAGGUCAUGGUAAGGGGAAUUCAGGGAGUGCAGCCUUACCUGUCUUGCAGAGAUGUGGCUCAAAGAUCACACGACUCCAAGCUAUGCAAGCCAGUGGGCACCCCCCCGGGUCUAAAGUUCAACUCUUUUCUCUCUUUUAAACAUUUCUGUGUUUGGACAUAUCGCUCUUAUUCUCACUUGCGUGGUCCAAAUACUAACGCUGCAGCAGAGAGAGUCUCACUCUGCAGAUCAACCAGCUUUAAUACACGUGAUUUAGUGAGUAUUUACAAACCCUGCAGCAAUAUAUGGAGUGUCCCACUCGCUUCAGCCAGUCUUGAUCUUUGCUUUGGGAGCAUCACAGAUGCCUAUAAAGCUGCAAACCGUGCAAACUGCAGCCCGUCACCAACGUAGUUCAAGGUCAGUGGCGUGCACAGAGGGGGGGCAGGGGGGGCGACCGCCCCCCCUCGUGGCCCAGUUUUUGAAAAACGGGCGCUAAAGUGUCCUCUUGGGAGCCAAAACACG